CAAGCUCGAGCCCGAAUUAAUAAAAAACGUCAAAAAGAGGAACAAAGCGCAAUCUUAUCAGAAGGACGUAACUCAGCAGUAUUAAUUCAUGAUAUCGUACUACCAUCGAGGUCAAACAUUAUUUUUAAUCCAAACCGG
Messenger RNA from Racocetra persica, 138 nucleotides. Lineage: Eukaryota; Fungi; Glomeromycota; Glomeromycetes; Diversisporales; Gigasporaceae. The record is from the annotation of a GenBank genome assembly.